GCAUCCGAUGUCUGUUUAAGUCCGCUAGCUGUCCUAACACAAAACUCUCGUCCUUCAAAGCGAAGAGCGAAGAUGUCGAGCGAAGCGAAGGAGACCGUGUGCGUGACCGGCGGUAGCGGGUUCAUCGGGUCCUGGAUCAUCCGCUUCCUCCUCGACCGCGGCUACACCGUCCACGCCACCGUCAAAAAUCUCAGCGACGCCGGCGAGACGAAGCACCUGGAAACCCUAGAAUGGGCUGCGGCCGACCGCCUCCGCCUCUUCCAGAUCGACUCCUCGACCCGGCCUCAUCGCCGCCGCCGUGAGCGCGCCGCCGGCGUGAUCCACGUGGCGUCCCCCUGCAUCGUUGACCGCGUCGACGAUCCCGAUCGCCAGCUCCUCGAUCCCGUCAAGGGGACCAUCAACGUCCGCGCGGCGAAGGACGCCGGUGCCAAGAGAGUCGUGGUGACGUCAUCGAUCUCGGCGAUUAUUCCGAGCCCUAACUGGCCUGCCGAUGUCAUCAAGAACGAAGAGUGCUGGGCCGAUGAGGAUUACUGCAGAAAGAAUGGGAUUUGGUACCCGUUGUCGAAGACGCUGGCGGAGAAGGCAGCGUGGGAGUUUGCGGAGAAGGAGAAAGGGAUGGAGGUGGUGGUGGUGAAUCCGGGGACGGUGAUGGGGCCUGUAAUCCCGCCGGCUCUGAAUGCCAGCAUGCUCAUGCUUCUUCGCCUUCUUCAAGGCUGCACUGAGGUUUAUGAAAAUUUUUAUAUGGGUUCUGUUCAUGUCAAAGAUGUUGCAUUGGCUCACAUUCUAGUCUAUGAAAAUCCAUCAGCAUCAGGGAGGCACUUGUGUUGUGAAGCCAUUGCUCACUUUGGUGACUUUGCUAACAAAGUAGCUGAACUUUACCCGGAAUACAAAAUACCUCAAUUCCAAAAGGACACUCAGCCUGGUCUACUGAGGGCUAAAGAUCCAUCGAAGAAAUUGAUCGAUUUGGGCAUGAGCUUCAUCCCUAUGGAGGAUAUCAUUAAGGACUCAGUUGAGAGCUUGAAGAGCAAGGGCUACAUAUGAAAUGUUUCUGGAGCUGAAUCAAAUAUUGCUUGCCACACCGUUGUCUAAUUUUAUGUAUGUAGGCAAUCGAGUAUUGUUUUCUGUUGUAUCCUAGAGCUUGGUGUCUGUAUGUUAAGAUAACCUAUUGAGCGCAUGCCGAAAGAUACGAAAGAGAAUAAGUGGCAGCAGUGUACUCAACGAGAAACUGGCUUGUAUUGAAUUAGUUUUAUAUGCAUAGUUGGUUGUUCUUGCCAUUUUGCAACUUACUUUAAA
Molecule: messenger RNA, 1293 nt
Organism: Asparagus officinalis (garden asparagus)
Lineage: Eukaryota; Viridiplantae; Streptophyta; Magnoliopsida; Asparagales; Asparagaceae
Product: cinnamoyl-CoA reductase 1-like
Molecular function (GO): oxidoreductase activity, acting on the CH-OH group of donors, NAD or NADP as acceptor
Source: RefSeq, a predicted model, not a curated record